GGACAGUCGCUUACACAAGCGCUUGUGUAAGUCAGUAGUAUUGCAGUUGUGUAAGUCGGGAAUGUAAAUAAUAGGAAACAGUAACAGAAAUCACUUCGGAAAGUAUUGCAGUCAAGUCUCCUACAGGCAACACACAAUCGCGUGGAGAUUAUGUGGUGGGCGUGUCUUCUUUGUCUGGGGCUGUUUGAUCUGGCUCAGGCUCAGCCCAUGUUCUCUGUAAAUACGGACACAGUUCUGCCUCCUCAUGCCCUUCACAACCCCACCCAGCUGAAUUAUGGGAUGGCGGUGACAGAUGUGGAUGGAGAUGGAGAUCUAGAAGUGGUGGUGGCCGGGUAUAACGGCCCAAACUUGGUUCUGAAGUAUAACAGUACCCAGAACAAACUGGAAAAUAUUGCCAUAGACGACCAAAGUUCUCCAUAUUAUGGCCUGAGAGACUUGCAGGGAAACGCAAUCGGAGUGACGGCCUGUGAUGUGGAUGGAGAUGGAAGAGAGGAGAUCUACUUCCUCAACACCAACAACGCCUUCUCCGGCCGGGCAACGUACGCAGACAAGCUGUUCAAGUUUCGUAACGGUCGUUUUGAGGAUUUGCUCAGUGAUGACGUAAAUAUAAAGAAAGGUGUGGCCAAUCACAUGGCUGGACGCUCAGUCGCUUGUGUCGACAGAAAGGGAACCGGCCGCUACUCGAUUUACGUGGCAAACUACGCCAGAGGGAACUUGGGGCCACACGCGCUGAUAGAGAUGGAUGAAGCAGCCAGUGAUGUCGAAAAGGGCAUUAUUGUGCUGUCUGACGUUGCGGCACAAGCUAACGUUAACAAGUACACAGGUGGGCGUGGUGUAGCUGUUGGUCCAAUCCUCAGCGAAUCAAGAUCAGACAUUUUUUGCGACAAUGAAAAUGGACCAAACUUUCUGUUUCAAAACAACGGUGAUGGCAAGUUCAAAGAUGUGGCUGCAGAUGCAGGAGUUGAAGACAAAUAUCAGCACGGGAGAGGUGUGGCUCUGACUGACUUUAAUGGUGAUGGGAAGACUGACAUUGUUUAUGGCAACUGGAACGGCCCACAUCGCCUUUACCUGCAGGACAAUGCGCAAAAAUUCAGGAAUAUCGCCACAAAAGCAUUUUCCACUCCUUCAGCCAUUCGCACUGUUAUCGCUGCAGACUUUGAUAAUGACCAGCAGCUUGAGGUGUUCUUCAAUAACAUCGCUUACCAAGGAAACGCCCCCAACAGAAUCUUCAGGGUGUCAAGGAAGGAGAAUUCCGACCCUGACAUCACAGAGCUGGAUGUGGGCGAUGCUUCUGAACCACAAGGGCGGGGCACAGGUGCCACAAUCACAGAUUUUGAUGGUGACGGUCUGUUGGAUUUAUUGGUGGCUCAUGGUGAGAGCGCAUCACAGCCAAUCUCUGUUUUUAAGGUCAACCAGGGCUCAAAUAAUAAUUGGCUGCGUGUGGUGCCCCGCACACGUUUCGGGGCGUAUGCCCGGGGAGCAAAAGUGGUGAUGCACACCAAACAGAGUGGCGUUCAUACACGCAUUAUAGACGGGGGGUCCGGUUACCUGUGCGAGAUGGAGCCUGUGGCUCACUUUGGAUUAGGGACUGAUGAGGCCACCAGCAUUAAAGUGUAUUGGCCAGAUGGGCGUUCAGUUGUCCGCCCGCUUGAGUCUGUCGACAUGAACACAGUCAUUGAGAUUUCAUACCCAAAAGAAGGGGAGGAGUCAACCUUUCACUCUGACACACAGGUAUGGAUGCAUGCAAAUGAGGAGGAGGAGUCAAUGCACACCUUAAAGAGUCGGUGUGGUGAGGGAUUUAGCAAAAACACAAAUGGCCACUGCGUCGUGACACUCUGAAAGAUUUGUCUGUGUGGACAUGUCAACGUCAGGUGAUGCAUGAUAUCAUUGUGUCCGAUGCGCCUCAGUUUACAUUCAACAAACUGGAGAACCGUGUAGACUGAAAACUUCCGCC
This is a messenger RNA of Triplophysa dalaica, 1954 nucleotides long. RefSeq names its product cartilage acidic protein 1a (gene crtac1a). Gene Ontology annotation, biological process: axonal fasciculation. The record is from RefSeq and is a predicted model, not a curated record. Bases 151 to 1839 code for a protein of 562 amino acids. Lineage: Eukaryota; Metazoa; Chordata; Actinopteri; Cypriniformes; Nemacheilidae. The transcript is spliced from 14 exons.